Molecule: messenger RNA, 1992 nt
Organism: Cloeon dipterum
Lineage: Eukaryota; Metazoa; Arthropoda; Insecta; Ephemeroptera; Baetidae
Exons: 2
Coding region: 62-1099 (345 amino acids)
Source: RefSeq, a predicted model, not a curated record
CGGUGUCAGGCAGGCAGUCGUUCUGCACUUGUGGCACCGACAGGCGAGUCUUGAGCUCAGGAUGACCAAAAAACAGGAGCAUCUUGCGGACCGGGAGGAGGAGGAGCGGAGCCACAGGUUCCCUCCUCUGCUGCUGCUGGCCGUCGGCGGCUGUCUCUACUUCACCAUCUUCUGGUACGUGGUGUGGCCGCCGAUGGCCGACGCGUGGCUCGAAAGGACGCCCCCGCUGCACGCUGCGGUCAUCAGCCUCGUGUGGCUGACGGCCCUGCUGCUCUGGUCGCUGCCCCUCUGCUGUUUCGUCUGCUGGUGCGCACACAGGCAGAGGAGCCGCAUCGGAAAGGCCAUGCUCGCCAAGCGGCAGAAGCACCUCGCCGACACCAGACCCCAGGGGGUGCCAUUCGAGACGAACCUUUGUCUAGUGCAGCCGGACGGUCUGCUGCCCAAAGCACCCAGGUCUUAUCCCUCUGUGAUUAUUGAAGAAGAGGACAACAACUCCCAGUCAGAGUCAGGGUCGCCAGCUUCCUUUCGGAGGGACGAGUCGAGCACCAAGGCGCUGUACACGGGCUCGAGCAAGCGCGUCUCCCUGAUGGAGUCCGGCUCACAAUCAGGGUCGGUCGUGCUGGGCGAGCGGGACAUCGAGGAGGCCCUGAAGGCGGUCAGCGUUGCGUCCAGCGAGGAUGACGUCUUCCACAGGGGCACCAUCUACGUCACGCCUCGCACCAGCUUCGUGCUGGCCAUACACGAAGGCCCUGAGUCGCCGCAGAGUGCGCAGAAGGACGCUAUUAUUACUGAGCAUCCUGAACGUGAAGUGUCCUCGGAAGGUGACGUUGAUGAAGAGAGCUCUGACGGAAUCGAGGUUUGCAAAGUGCCCUCUGAAGAAGAAGAGGUCACUCAAGUGGUUGCUGAAGGGUCAGAAGCCACUCAGCAGGUGCCCGACGCGCGGAAGGUGUUGACGAAACAGAGCUCCCAGGUGGAGUUCUUCGUCGGUGGCUUCCGGAAGGAGUCUGUGACCAGCGAGGCCAUUAUCAAGGUCACUGAAGACGGAAUUGAGCAUUACACGCCAGGACAGUUCGCCAUCCUCACUUCGCCUGAACUCUGAUCGUCUUUUCUUGCGGACUCUGCCAAUAAUAUCUGCAGUUUUUAACUUCGAAAUUAAAUUUGAGGGCGUUGCAGUUUUACAGCUCCCAGAUAUUUAACUUUAAAUGGUAGGAAAUGAGGCUGGCAGUGCGUGCAAUAGUUUUGUUUAUUGAUGAAUUGAAGAAAAUAUUGAUUUUAAAAAAAUUCCAAUACCUUUUAGAUGACAAACGUACUUUUAGGACAUUCCUCUUCAUGUUUUUAUGGCCUCCUUUUGAUUCUUCAAGCAUCCUCAUAUUUAUAGCUUCUUUAAAUUUAUAUCAAUUGCAAACAGCUGAUUUAAAAAUGUUUUAAAAGUCACCAUUUUUAAUUUUGUCCUUCAUAUUUAAAUGUUUUCAAGCAGCUUUCCUGGAUAUGAAAAUAAAGAAAAUCCAAAUAUCAUUUUGUCAGUUGCAAGCAUUUUUAUACCAGAAAAAAGCCUCUCUGAAUUUUUCUUCUUCUCGUCGGUCUUUGAAAUAAAUUUGAAUCUGAUUUCUAUUCGCCGUAGUAUAAAUAUGUUGUUCUUGUUGUCGGAGCGAGUUUUGCAGAGUCCUGAAUUCGGAAUGGGAGACUCAUCGGAAGUGGAAUAGUGAUUAAGAGAUGGGACCGUCGUCGAGUGAUUCGUUUCAUUUCUCUCUGCUCCGGCAUUGCGUGUGCGUUUGUAUAUAUGUUUUUAUCUACCGGAGCAUGAUGUUACGAAUUCGAGGCAGGGAGCAGCUGCAAUAAUAUUUGGCGAGUCAGAAACGUUUUUCGCCUCCAUUCCUCUCGCUCGCUGUCAACGCACGUGAUUUCUCUGCUGUUUUGUGAUUAUUUUGCCGCGAUGGGAGCUGAGCCCCGGUGAUUGUUUCUAGAUGAGUGCCUGCUGCUGCCAAGCCAAGU